CCUCUCUCUCUCUCUCUUAUCUCACUUUCUCGCCCUACAGGCUCAGAUUUUUCUCUCUCUAAAAAACAAAGCCCAAAAAAUUUCCAGAGCACAAAAACAAAGAAGAAGAAGAAAGACGAAGCCACACCCAAGCCCUAGGAGGAGGAGAAGAAGAGGCAUCCGUCACGGCUCUCUCUAAGUUCGAUCUGAGUCCCAAACCCUAGACGGCGGCGCACCGCGGCGGUGACGGUGACGGUGAGUGUUUGAUUCUCUGUUUCCGUUUCGGUUAAUUUCGGUGCGGCGGCGGCGUUGGAUUGGGGGAUUGACGUGAGGUGUGUAUGGGUGGUUGAUAACAAGGAGGCGAGUUUGGGGAUCUAGGAGGCGGCGGAGGGCGGCGGUUGUUGUUGGUGGUGGUGGUUUGGGAUUUAGGUUAAUUGGGGGAGGGGUGUGUGGGGCUGCCCCAUGCAAUUGGGCUGGUUUUGAUGCCGCCGGAGCCAUUGUCGUGGGAUCGGAAGGACUUGUUCAAGGAGAGGAAGCACGAGAGGUCGGAGUCGCUUGGUCCGGUGGCGCGAUGGAGGGACUCGCCUCAUCACGCGCCGCCCCGGGACUUGAACCGCUGGUCCUCCGCCGAGUUUCGCAGACCUCAGCCAGGUCAUGGUAAACAGGGUAAUUGGCACCUGUUUUCGGAUGAUUCUGGUCACGGAUAUGCAUCUUCGAGGUCCAGCGAGAAGAUGCUGGAUGAUGAGAGCUUCCGGCCAUUGUUUUCACGUGGAGAAGGGCGGUACGGGAGGAAUGGUAGGGAUAAUAGAGGGUCUUAUAACCAGAGGGACUGUAAAGGGCAUGCCUGGGAAACAAGCAGUCUUUCUCCUAACACGCCUGGGAGGCUGAAUGAUAUGAGUAAUGAACAAAGACCUCAGGAUGAUAAUAUGACGUACUCAUCUAAUCCGCAUUCUGACUUUGGGAGCACAUGGGAUCAGAUUCAGUUGAAAGACCAACUUGAUAGGAUGGGUGGUUCUAAUGGUUUAAGUGCUGGCCAGAAAUGUGAUAGAGAUAAUUCUCUGGGCUCAAUGGAUUGGAGGCCUCUUAAAUGGUCUCGUUCUGGAAGCAUGUCUUCACGCGGGUCGGGUUUUAGCCACUCAAGUAGUUCGAAGAGCAUUGGGGCUAUUGAUUCCAAUGAAGCUAAGGGUGAGUCACAGGGGAAAAAUGCAACUCCGCUGCAGUCCCCUUCAGGGGAUGCUACUGCCUGUGUGACAUCUGCUGCACCAUCAGAGGAGGCUAGUUCUAGGAAGAAGCCUCGUCUUGGAUGGGGUGAGGGACUGGCGAAGUAUGAGAAAAAAAAAGUUGACCCAGCUGAUGUUAUCAUGAACAAAGAUGGGGAUGUCUGUCCUGCUGGUAAUGUGGAACCUGUACAAUCUGUGAGUUCACACUUGGCCGAUAAAAGCCCCAAAGUCACGGUGCUUACGGAUUGUGCAUCUCCUGCAACUCCAUCCUCUGUAUCUUGCAGUUCCUCUUUAGGCUUCAGAGCCCAAUCUCAUGGCAAGGCAGCCAGCGCUGAUAAUGAUAGUAAUUUAUAUUCUCCCGGUCCCGAGUUUCAGAGUCAUCCAGAAGGAGUUGCAUUCAAAUUAGAAAAGCUGGAUUAUAACUCCCUAGCUAACGUUAGCUCAUCACUACACGAACUGCUCCAGUCUGAUGAUCCAAGUCCCAUGGAUUCUAGUACAGUGAGACCUACUGCAAUGAACAAGUUGCUCAUGUGGAAAGGUGAUAUUUCCAAAGUAUUAGAGGUGACCGAGUCAGAAAUUGAUACGCUGGAGAACGAGUUGAAGAUGUUGAAAUCUGUUUCUGGGGACAGCUCUCAAUGUCCAGCAGCUUCUAAUUCUCUUCCGGCCGAGGACAGUGCUAAAUCUGGCAAAGAACAGGCUACUGCCAUACAUUUGAUCACCAGACCUGCUCCGUUGCAAAUUUUUUCUUAUGGGGAUACAGAUCCAGAGAAGUUGGCUCUUGCUAAUGGAGAACAGGGAGAGUCAUGUGGUGUCAAGGAUCAAGAUAUGGAUAGUCCUGGAACAGCAACUUCAAAGUUUGUUGAAAGGUUACCUUUGUCAAAGGUUGCUUCAUCUGAUAUGGGGAAACCAAGUGGGUGUGCUGAGAGUCAGGAUCUAGUUCAAACCAUUGAAAUGGUAGAAUGCCUAGCUGCUGGGAAAGAUGAAGAAAAGAGUGAGAUAGUUAUAGUUGCACCUGUGUCUGAUGAUUUGGGUCGUGCCGGAGUAGCAGAUACAUUAUGUGAUUCAAUAUUUUCUUCAAAUAAAGAAUCUGCAAAUAGAGCAUCUGACAUAUUUAAUAAGCUGUUGCCCAAAGAUAACCGUAAAGUUGAUAUUUCGGGACUUGGUAUUUCCUCGUCAUGGAAGAAUGAUUCAUUGCUCAAAGAAAAGUUCAAAGCAAGGAAGCAGCGUUUAAGGUUCAUGGAGAGAGUAGUAACCUUAAAAUAUAAGGCCCAUCAGCAAUUGUGGAAGGAAGAUCUGCGCUUGCUUUCAGAGAGAAAAUAUCGUCCAAAAUCUCACAAAAAAUAUGAUUUAGGAUUGCGGAACACUAGUAAUGGGUACCAAAAGCAUCGCUCUUCCAUUCGCGCCCGUUUUUCUACACCUGCAGGAAAUAUGAGCCUGGUUCCUACUAAAGAGGUUGAGAAGUUCACUAACAAGGUGCUCUGUGAUUCUCAAGUCAAGCUUCAUAGGAAUUCGUUGAAGAUGCCAGCUUUAAUUCUGGACAAGGAGGAAAAGAUUGCAACAAGGUUCAUUUCUAGUAAUGGCUUAAUUGAAGAUCCCUGUGCUGUUGAGAAGGAGAGGACUUUGAUUAACCCUUGGACGCCUGAAGAAAAAGAAGCUUUUAUUGAAAAGUUGGCGGUCUUUGGGAAAGAUUUCAAAAAGAUUGCCUCUUUCUUUGAUCACAAGACAACUGCUGACUGUGUCGAGUUCUACUACAAGCAUCACAAAUCUGCUGCUUUCCAGAAAGCAAAGAAGAAGCCCGAUAUCUCUAAACUAGAAAAGUCCUCUGCCAAUACCUUCAUGAUUAACCCUGUGACAAAAUGGAACCGUGAGGUGAAUGCUGCUUCCCUUGAUAUUCUUGGUGCUGCUUCUGUGAUGGCAUCUCAGGCUGAUGGCAGUACAAGAAGUCGGACUGGGCAUUUAAUUUUAGGAGGGUACAGAAAUACAAAGACAUCACAGGGUGAUUCUGUGACUGCUGAAAGGUCGUGUAGUUUUGAUGUUAUUGGUAAUGAGAGAGAAACAGCUGCUGCUGAUGUUUUAGCAGGUAUCUGUGGAUCUCUGUCUUCUGAGGCAGUCAGUUCUUGCAUUACUAGUUCCAUUGAUCCUGGUGACGGUUGCCGGGAAUGGAAGUGCCAGAAAGUUGAUUCACUAGCAAGACGACCUUUGACGCCUGAUGUUCUGCAAAAUGUUGAUGAUGAGACGUGUUCGGAUGAGAGUUGUGGUGAAAUGGAUCCUUCAGAUUGGACAGAUGAAGAGAAGUCUUGCUUCAUACAGGCAGUGUCAUCCUAUGGUAAGGACUUUGCUAUGAUCUCACGAUGUGUAAGAACGAGGUCCCAGAAUCAAUGCAAGGUUUUCUUUAGUAAGGCUCGAAAGUGUCUUGGGCUUGAUGUGGUGCAUCCUCGACGUGGAAAUGAAGGAGCUUCUACUGUUGAUGAUGCUAAUGGAGGUGGGAGUGAUAUGGAAGAUGCAUGCUUUGUGGAGACUGGUUCUGGUAUUUCCAUUGAUAAGUCAUGUUGUGAAAUGAACGAGGACUUGCCAUUAUCUGUUAUGGACGUGGAUCAGGAAGACUCCACCAUGAAUUUGCAAUGUGAUCCACUGGGAUCAGUGGAAAGCAAUGUGAAGGGAGAAGUUGACCAUCUAGACAAAAAGGCUCUCAAAGCUUCUGAAGCACUUAAGAUAGAGGACAGGCCGAAGCUAGUUUUUGAUGAUCUCACCAACAUGAUGGAUUUUACUGACAGACUAUCUGAGUCACUGCCUGCCCAGAGAAGUGAACCAUUUUCUGCUGAUGUGGAUGCUGUGAGAGAUAAUGCGGCUGAAAAGGGAAGUUUGGUUGUAGAGUCUGACCUGCCUAAGUUGGAGGGACAUGAUGAAAGAUGCAAUACAGAUACAAGUGGAUGUGGGCUACAAGCUUCAGCACAUGAUUCGAAUUCUAGUGGCAGCGCUUCUGACAUGGCUGCUGAAGGUUGCUGUUCAGGUUUGGCUGCUGAAGGCAUGCAUCAAGUGUCAGUUGAGUUGAAUUCGAUACAAAAAUCAUCUCUUAAUUUGCCACAUGAGGAUCUUCUUGCUACUGCAAUUUCUGUGCCAGAAAAUUCCGUUCUAGUUAAAUGUGGGAAAGCCCUUAACCAGGAUAGCCUGUCAUCAACUAAGCAGGAGGGUAGAGACAAGCAGUGUUUAUCUAUUCAUGGUGCUGAAUGUCACAAGCACUUGCCGGGUCUUCCAGUAUUGGCAAAUGUUGACCCAGCCCAUGUUCUCAGUGGUUAUCCGUUGCAUAUAGCAACGAGGAAAGAGAUCAAUGCACACAUCAGUCGUGGUAACUUAUCGGAAGUACAGAACCUUUCAAAGCCUGAGGGGAUCCUCAACGGGCAUAUGCCAAAAGAUUGUAUUUUUCGAUUUGGUAACUGCAAACCCCAAAGUUCUCAGGUUGAUUUUCCUCUUGUGCAUCAAAAGAUAGAGCGUCUGACUGAUACUACGAAGGCCCAUUCAUGGAGUUCAUCAGAUACUGAUGAACCGAGCAGAAAUGGUGAUGUGAAACUGUUCGGUAAGAUACUCACCAGUACCUCCAAGUCCAGUUCCAGUGUUCCUGAGAAUGAAGAGAAGGGGUCCCAUGUGCAUAAUUUAAGCAGCAAGUCAUCUAACUUAAAAUUCAGUGGUCAUCAUAACUUAGAUGGAAACUCUGGUGUUUUGAAGUUUGAUAGUAGUCCCAGGAGGAAUUAUAGCUUUUGGGAAGGGAACAAAGUACAAAAUGGGCAUCAGUCCUUUCCUGAUUCGGCCAUCUUGCUUGCCAAGUACCCUGCGGCUUUUGGCAAGUUUCCUACAUCCUCUGUGAAAUCAGAACAGCAACCGUUGCAGGCAGUUGUUAGGAACAAUGAUGGCCAUGUGAGUGGUGUGUCAGUUUUUCCUUCGAGGGAAAUUGGCAGUAGCAACAGCAGCAGCAAUGGUAGUGGAAUUGUUGAUUAUCAUCAGGUGUUCAGUAGGCAUCGUGAUGGUGGUGCUAAAGUACCACCAUUUACAGUAGAUGUGAAGCAGAGGCAAGACAUAUUUGAUGUUUCAAGACGAAAUGGGUUUGAGUCAAUAUCAAGUUUACCGCAGCAAGGAAGGGGGAUUGUUGGAAUGAAUGUAGCAGGGAGAGGAGGAAUUAUGGUAGGAGGGCCGUGUACCGGUGUUUCAGAUCCUGUGGCUGCCAUUAGGAUGCACUAUGCGAAAACAGAACAGUACGGAGGACAUGGGAGCAUCAUCAGGGAGGAGGAGGAGUGGAGAGGUAAGGGUGAUAUAGGGAGGUAGUAGAUGUGCCUGAGGGCCUUGAGAGAGGUCCUCGGCGGCAAAUUCCUCUAUUUGCCGCGUCCUGUAUAAUAGUUUUUGCGUUUUGUUCAUUUAGUGACUAGGUAGGGCAGAGUUCUUUUUGGUAAAAUGCUUUAGGUGCUUGUAAUAUUGCAGCAGCUUUGUAUUUGUUGUAUUUUAUCAAAAUACAGAAAUAAACUGCAAAAGUUGAAGUUGGGAAGAUUAUUCA
Molecule: messenger RNA, 5742 nt
Organism: Argentina anserina (silverweed cinquefoil)
Lineage: Eukaryota; Viridiplantae; Streptophyta; Magnoliopsida; Rosales; Rosaceae
Exons: 4
Coding region: 462-5516 (1684 amino acids)
Source: RefSeq, a predicted model, not a curated record